Aphanomyces astaci is the source of this 918-nucleotide messenger RNA. RefSeq lists its product as hypothetical. The coding region runs from base 1 to 918 and encodes 305 amino acids. Lineage: Eukaryota; Oomycota; Saprolegniomycetes; Saprolegniales; Verrucalvaceae. The record is from RefSeq and is a predicted model, not a curated record. The transcript has a single exon.
AUGAGCUUUGCUAAAUCCCUGCACCCCUUCCUCCUCCGCAAGUACGUGACUACCGUCGGCGAAAAGUAUUCAAUGGCGUUGCUCACAACCAGUGGUCACCAAUUCGCUAACUUCCCGUUCGUUUGCUACGCAACCGACGUGACGUUUCAACAAACAAAUGUUCCAUUGGGCAGUUACGCCGAGAAGAAGACGUACUUCAGUGGCAAGCAUUCCCAGUACGGCCAUAAAGUUGAAGUGUCCGUCCUGCCCAACGGCUUUGCAAUCAAUUGUACCGCGCACUACAAGGGCAGCGUCUCCGACAAGGCCAUCUUCGACGACAACCUCGAGUUUCACGUGUCUGCCCUAUCCAAGCAAGCUACUGAGGACCGCAUUGCCGACCACGGGGAUGAAGGCACGAACCAGUGGGCCGUCAUAGCGGACAAGGGGUACCAAGGAAUCCAACGGGUCGUGCGUGCUGUGUUGCCGAAGAAGAAACCAGCAGGUGGUAUCCUCACGCUUGAUGACAUCCGCUCGAACGAUCGCAUUGCAAGCGAUCGUGUGAUCGUGGAGAACUUUUUCGGCCGGAUGAAGACGUUGUGGGCUGUGUGCGGUGAGACCUAUCGAUGGUCGCGUGACAACUACGACGUGUUGUUUCAAACGUGCAUGGCGCUGACAAACGUACAUAUCCGCUUGCAUCCGCUGCGUGCCGACGACGGGAAAGUGUAUUCUCAGUACAUCAAUCGCAUGGCCUUAAUCGGUUCAAAGAAGGACAAGGGCAAAAAGACGUCUGCUCGUACCUACAGGACGAAACGCAAGGCGAGACUGACUCUUAUGUUAGCUGCUGAGAGCUCUCUCGUUGCUGGAAGUGCUGUGGGUGGCAGUGAUUCUGAUUUGGGUUCGAACAGCGAUGCUGAAUAUGGUAGCAAUCUGCUGUUCUAG